AUGUUUGUUCACUUGUCUGCAAUGACGUUGUUCAAUACAGCCAUUUCUUCUUCGUCGUUGUCUUCUUUCUUUCUUUCUUUCUUUCUUUCUCUUACAACUCUGAUAUAUUUCUUUCUUUCUUUCUUCUCACCUAGAUUUUUAUCAUCCUACUACGACGUCUUCCUGCUUUCUGUCUUUUCUUUCUUUCUUCUUUCUUUCUUUCUUAUCCUACUUAUCUUAUCCUGUUUCCCUUUCUUUUUUCUUUCUUUCUUUCUUUCUUUCUUUCUUUCUUUCUUUCUUUCCACCUCUUCUUCAUUCGCUUUGCAUAUCGAUUUUUCUUUCUUUCUUUCUCUUUUUUUCUCUUUAACACACAGUCGUAUUGUACCCCCUCUUAAUCUUUCUUUCUUUCUUUCUUUCUUUCUUUCUUAUCCUACUUUGAUGUUUCCCUUUCUUUCUUUUUUCUUUCUUUCUUUCUUUCUUUCCACCUCUCUUUCAUUCGCUUUGCAUAUCGAUUUUUCUUUCUUUCUUUCUUUCUUUCUUUCUUUCUUUCUUUCUUUCUUUCUUUCUUUCUUUCUUUCUUUCUUCUCGCCUAGAUCUUUCUUUAUUCCCCUCCUCCGUUAUCUUAAUCCUUUCUUUCUUUCUUUCUUUCUUUCUUUCGUUUCUCUUUCUUUCUUCCUUUUCUUCCUCUAA
Molecule: messenger RNA, 669 nt
Organism: Acanthosepion pharaonis
Lineage: Eukaryota; Metazoa; Mollusca; Cephalopoda; Sepiida; Sepiidae
Source: the annotation of a GenBank genome assembly